Molecule: messenger RNA, 1147 nt
Organism: Notothenia coriiceps (black rockcod)
Lineage: Eukaryota; Metazoa; Chordata; Actinopteri; Perciformes; Nototheniidae
Product: glypican-6-like
Exons: 3
Biological process (GO): cell migration; regulation of signal transduction; regulation of protein localization to membrane
Cellular component (GO): extracellular region; synapse; plasma membrane
Source: RefSeq, a predicted model, not a curated record
CUGGAUGCGAGCAGCUGAAGUCGCAGCUUCUCCCCCCCCCAUGUUCUGCCCUGCCCUGUGCCGUGCUGCGCGUCUCUCCGUUUCAUUUCUCCUUCCUCACGCCGACACGAACACAGAGCUGCUGUGUGUGCGGGAGAAGUUGUUUGCACAGAGAGCACCUGGUAGAAACUGUUCCCUCCAAACGGAUUGGUUCUAGUUGGGAGCAAUCGGACUCACCGGGGUCUUUUUAUUUUUUCCAGGGGAAGAACAGACGAAGCGAUUGCAAUGUGGUGGACGUACCAGUAUGUCAAGUGAGGAGUGAUUUCUAUUUUUUGUUUUUAAUGAACAUCUGACAUCCUCCCCACCGGAGACAUCUUUCAGUCAGACCUUUUCGGAUUUCUUUUUUUUUUCUUUGUGACGGAUAUUUCCCUGUGAAACAUUAUCAAGGAUUUCACUGAUGUAUGCGAUGUGGAGGCUGCAAGUCGCCUUAUGUACUCUGUCGGUGCUGUCCCUGUCAUCUGCUGGAGAAAGCAAAGCGCGGAGCUGUAGCGAGGCACGGCAAGCUUAUACCGCUAAAGGAUUCAGCCUCGUCAAUGUGCCUCAUCAGGAAAUAUCAGGUGAGCACCUGCGUGUCUGUCCUCAGGGAUACACCUGCUGCACAUCUGAGAUGGAGGACAAACUCCACCAGCAGAGCAAACUGGAGUUUGAGAACUUGGUCAAGAACAGCAGCCACAACAUGAGGACGACGUUUGUCUCCAGGCAUAAAAAGUUUGAUGAGUUUUUCUUGGAGCUGCUGGACAAUUCUGAGAAGUCUCUCAACAGUAUGUUCACACGGACGUACGGGAAGCUGUACAUGCAGAACUCCGAGGUGUUCCAGGAUCUGUUCACUGAGCUAAAGCGCUACUACACGGGGGGCAACGUCAACCUGGAGGAGAUGCUCAAUGACUUCUGGUCCAGGCUGCUAGAGCGCAUGUUCCAGUUACUCAACUCCCAGUACCAAUUCACAGAUGACUACCUGGAGUGCGUCAGUAAAUACACAGAUCAGCUGAAGCCCUUUGGAGAUGUGCCCAGGAAGCUGAAGGCCCAGGUCACCAGGGCCUUCAUCGCUGCACGGACAUUUGUCCAGGGGCUAAUGGUGGGCCGGGAGGUUGCCAACAGGGUCGCCAAG